This is a messenger RNA of Populus trichocarpa (black cottonwood), 985 nucleotides long. RefSeq names its product putative F-box protein PP2-B12. Gene Ontology annotation, molecular function: protein binding. Lineage: Eukaryota; Viridiplantae; Streptophyta; Magnoliopsida; Malpighiales; Salicaceae. The record is from RefSeq and is a predicted model, not a curated record. The transcript is spliced from 3 exons. The coding region runs from base 55 to 591 and encodes 178 amino acids.
AAAAAACAAAAACAUGUUUUUCAAUAAAAAAACAAACUGAAAACCUGGGAAAAGAUGGCUAGUGAAAAUGAAGAAGCAGGGGAAUUGUCGUUGAACUUGCUUCCAGAAGGAUGCAUAGCGAAUGUGCUGUCCUUUACGAGUCCUCUGGCGGCAUGCAGGCUGUCUAUUGUCUCUCCAUUGUUCAGGUCGGCCGCAGAAACUGGUGCCUUUUGGGAGAGAUUCCUGCCCCGUGAUCUCCUCUCCGAAUCUGAUAGUCCUCUGCUGGUUUCUUCCAAGAAACAACUCUAUCUCAGCCUCUGUGGCAAUCCUAUCCUCAUUGAGGAUGGUAAAAAGAGCUUUUCGUUGGAGAAAAAGAGUGGGAAGAAAUUAUAUACGCUCUCAGCAAGGGAUCUCGGAAUUGCAUGGGGUGAUGCUCCUGAAUAUUGGGGAUGGACUUCUGAUCCUGGAUCAAGGUUUUCCGAAGUGGCUCACCUUCUUUGUGUAUGCUGGCUUGAAAUCAGUAGCAAAAUCAAUACAAGCAUGCCAGCUAUCACCAGCAACAUUGUACACAGCACACCUUGUCUUCAAGCUCUCCGUAGAAGCGCUUGGUAACCAGCCAAUACAGGUCACAAUGGGAAUCAUUGGUGGUGAAGAGCAUACACGAACUUUUCGUUGGCAUGCAGAAAGACAGUCGUGGUGGCAAUACCGAAGUCCAAGAAGGCCUAUAAUUGGUUCAUCUGCUGCUGAAAGUAAUGGGAAUUAUCCAAAGGAAAGAGGAGAUGGAUGGUCGGAGAUUGAAAUGGGUGAAAUUCUUAGCAAGGAAGGGGAAGAAGAAGAGCUGGAAACGUGGGUUGAUUGUCGAUGGGAUUGAGAUCAGACCAAAAGAGGGUAGCUAGACGAGCCACAGUUUUCACAUUUUAGUGAUCAUGUCCGCAUUGUAGUGUUCAAAUCAGUAACAAUGUUUUGGCUUUUCCUGCUCUAAUUUCGUAGCUUAAUUUGCUGGACA